UAUAUUCAAAUCUCAAGGAAUUAUGCUAGAGGUAUUGUCAUUCGUAAAUGAAAACGAAAGAAUCCACUUGCAAUUGCUCAAUAAAUUUAUGUACAAUGUUGUAAUCCCUCUGAGUCAGUACUCUAUGAAAACCCCUUCAUCAAGUGUAUUUCAUUUUAUUUGCAAAAACUAUUUGUUCAAGAAAGACCUUGAAACAAUGAAAACUAGUUAUAAACAGAUCGUUAGAAGAGAUAAUGAGGUUUAUAAAGAGUUUGUUGAGAUUUUGAAUAAAAGAAUAAUGCAGUUUACCUAUAAAAACUACAUCUAUUGCUUUGGAACUUCAGAAAAAUAUUCUUUGGUUGACCAAGAUCUGACUAAUGAUGUUCUAAGAAUUGACCUUUUCUCAUUAAAAAUUACAAGGAUGGAAUCGAUGCCUGAGCCAAUACACCGAAGCACUUUGGUUUACAGAGGUGAGACUAAAUCUCUUUAUUUCAUUGGAGGAGUAAAUAAAGAAAAUAAGAGCACAAAAUCAGUGUAUGAGUAUAUUUUUCAGGAAGACAAAUGGAUCACUUAUGCUGAAAUGGUCCAUUCGAGAGAUAGCUGUAUUGGAUUCUAUUACAAAGAUCAUCUUUAUGCUCUUUCAGGGCUAGAGACGCAACCUUGUGAGAAAUAUUAUGUUUCAGAAUACUUAGGAACUUUUGAAAGACUAGAUUUUAGGACAAACGAAUGGAAUGAUUUUACCCUUUCAGGGUACUUAAAAGAAACUUGCAGUAGAAGCAUGGCAACUACUCACGUAAAUAUAUCAAGAAAUUUACUUAUGAUAUUUGGAGGAAAGUUUGAUAAAUUGCAUACUUCUCAAGUAAUAUCACAUUUACAUUUGGUUGAUUUAGAUUUCUUGGUUGAAACAAUAAAUUUAUCUAUUGAAUCUAUUCCUCCUGGUCAGUCUCACAAUGUAAAUGAAGAAUAUGAUAUUAGCAAUCAAGUCAAUCCAAAGCGAUGCUUAGCAGAUUUGACCAGAAGAGAGGCAUUAAAGAUAUAUCCUAUUCCUAUCAAAAAUCCCGAUGUGUAUCAGUAUCCAUAUAUCAUCAGAGAAAAAGAUACUUACUGGAUACUUGGAGAAUACUCUCUGAAGAAAAUUGCAUUAAAAGAAGAUGAGUACAGUAAAUUUACUGUUAGGAACCAAAUUGCUGCCGAGCAUUUAAGUCAUUCCUGGAUUCCUGUUAGUGAAUACAAAUUUGAUCUGGAUUGAUAUCCAGUAGAAUCUUUGGGAGUGAUAAAGCUUUUCUCCAAUGUAAAACUACCUGCUCUAGACAACUUUGAAGGAGAAAUUUAGUAUAAUUUUUACUCAGAAUUCAAC
Messenger RNA from Moneuplotes crassus, 1336 nucleotides. The record is from the annotation of a GenBank genome assembly. Lineage: Eukaryota; Ciliophora; Spirotrichea; Euplotida; Euplotidae.